GGGGCGAGAGCGGGCAGGGAGCGCGCGCGCCUCCGCGCGUCACGUGACGCCACGCCACGCCCCCUCCAACGGCCGCGCGGCCACGUGACGGCGCUCCCCGCCCUUCCUCCGACCAGUUUUGGCGGAUCAAGUGGAAAGAAGCCUGUCCUUCAGCUGUCCUACUCCAAACAGGACUUGCACAAAGGCCCCCAGAGCGUUCCUGUCUUUAAUCACACACAGCUCAGAGGCGGUUAAUUGCUAGACUUCCACUGUAGAGACCAAAGAUGGAGUUAUAUCAUGAGUUCAAGGCUGGACUACCUAAGCGACGUAGGUUGCUCCAGAAGUAGUGCCUCCUACUUAUUUCCAGGGAAAAAACAACAGAAAGAUCAUGGAUUGCUACAGGAAGUAUGCAGCUGUCACUUUGACCAUUUUGUCUGUAUUUCUGCAUCUUCUUCAUACUUUCCCAGAUGGAGAAUUUCUCAUGCAGGGUUGUCCAGAGUGCAAGCUAGGGGAGAACAGAUUCUUUUCAAAACCAGGAGCCCCCAUUUACCAGUGCACUGGAUGCUGUUUCUCCCGGGCCUAUCCCACUCCCAUGAGAUCCAAGAAGACCAUGCUUGUUCCAAAAAACAUUACAUCAGAAGCAACGUGCUGCGUAGCAAAGGCUUUCACCAAGAUUACCCUUAAGGACAAUGUGAAGAUAGAGAACCACACAGACUGUCACUGCAGUACCUGCUACUAUCAUAAAUCUUAAAGCCUGUCCCUUUGUUAAUGAUCAAGGACAACGGUGAAUGGAAUAUUUGUUUUUCAGCUUUUAUAGCAACGCUGUGUAUAAUCUUGUGUUUUCUGGUCAAGACACCACGUAGACUUUUGAAUGAGAUGGAUGGCUGUUUUAUUUCCUCUCUGCUUCUUCAUGCAUUUAAGUAAGUUUAACUAUUUCCAUUAGGGAUUAGAUGCAGCACUUGCAUGACAACCAUAAUCUUGAUCUGUUUUUAAAAUAAACUGUCAGAUAAAUUGUCAA
Messenger RNA from Lagopus muta (rock ptarmigan), 997 nucleotides. It is a transcript of the gene CGA, whose product is annotated as glycoprotein hormones, alpha polypeptide. Gene Ontology annotation, biological process: thyroid hormone generation; positive regulation of steroid biosynthetic process. Gene Ontology annotation, cellular component: follicle-stimulating hormone complex; extracellular region. The record is from RefSeq and is a predicted model, not a curated record. The transcript has 6 exons. The coding region runs from base 368 to 730 and encodes 120 amino acids. Gene Ontology annotation, molecular function: follicle-stimulating hormone activity. NCBI's taxonomy places the organism in Eukaryota, Metazoa, Chordata, Aves, Galliformes, Phasianidae.